Molecule: messenger RNA, 3847 nt
Organism: Daktulosphaira vitifoliae (grape phylloxera)
Lineage: Eukaryota; Metazoa; Arthropoda; Insecta; Hemiptera; Phylloxeridae
Product: probable ATP-dependent RNA helicase DDX23
Exons: 18
Coding region: 183-3758 (1191 amino acids)
Molecular function (GO): ATP binding; RNA helicase activity; nucleic acid binding
Source: RefSeq, a predicted model, not a curated record
CACCAUAUUAAUUUGAAAUAUUUCAUGUUAAAAAUGUUCAAGAAUAAUAUUUUUAUGCAGUGUGUUGAUGAAUAAUUAUUUGUUUUAUAAAAUAUAUUCAUUUGUAUUUUUAUUGUGUUUAUUUUUUAGUGAAAAUCUUAAGUAUUUUAUGAUAAAAUAAUUAAGUGACUCAAAAAUAAACUAUGGAGAAAAAUAAAAGUCUAUCAUCAAAUUCUACUCCUAAAGAUGAUAAAUCAUCUAAAGUUGAAAAAAAAGAACCUUUAUCUUUGGAAGAGUUGUUGGCUAAGAAAAAAGCAGAAGAAUUAGCAAGGAGCAAACCUGUAUUUUUAACUAAAGAACAACGAGCUGCUGAAGCUUUAAAAAAAAGACAAGAAGAAGUUGAGUUGAUACGAAAAAAACAGGAAGAAGAGCGAAAAAAACGUUCUGAAUUUUUACACCAGGCUGAGGGUCAUAGUCAUAGAGAUGAUCGUGAUAGGGAUAGAGACCAUCAUAGGGAUAGAGAUCGUGAUCGUGAUAGAGAUAGAGACCAUGAUCGUCGGGAUAGAGAUAGAAAAAGAGAAAAGAAAGAAGAGCCUGAAGAUAAAGAAAUUUCUAAAGAUAAAGAGAAAGAACAAGAAGCUAUUAAAGAACGAUAUUUAGGUUUAACAAAAAAAAAACGCCGUGUAAGGCGUUUAAAUGAUAGAAAAUUUGUAUUUGAUUGGGAUGCUUCAGAAGAUACAUCAAUUGAUUAUAAUGCUUUGUACAAAGAACGUCAUCAAGUACAGUUCUUUGGUCGGGGUAAUAUUGCAGGUAUUGAUAUAAAAGCUCAAAAAAAAGAUCAAUCAAAAUUUUAUGGAGAACUCAUGGAAAAACGGAGAACUGAAGCUGAAAAGGAACAAGAAAAAGUUAGAUUAAAGAAAGUAAAGAGAAAAGAAGAUAAACAAAAAUGGGACGAUCGACAUUGGUCUGAAAAAGAAGUAGAUGAAAUGACUGAAAGAGAUUGGAGAAUAUUCAGAGAAGACUAUAACAUAACUAUAAAGGGUGGUAAAAUACCUGAACCAAUACGUAAAUGGAAAGAAUCAUCAAUUAAAAGUGAAAUUAUGGAUAUAAUAGAAAAAGUUGGCUAUAAAGAACCAACACCGAUUCAAAGGCAAGCUAUUCCUAUUGGUUUCCAAAACAGAGAUAUUAUCGGUGUUGCUGAAACUGGUUCUGGUAAAACCUUAGCCUAUCUUAUACCACUUAUAGCUUGGAUACAGUCCUUGCCAAAAAUGGAACGUAUGGAAGAUGUAGAUCAGGGUCCUUAUUCAAUUAUAUUGGCUCCUACUCGUGAGUUAGCUCAACAAAUAGAAGAAGAAACUUUGAAAUUUGGGCAACCAUUAGGGAUUCGAACUGUUGUUGUUGUGGGUGGUUUAUCAAGAGAAGAACAAGGUUUUAGAUUGAGAUUAGGGUGUGAGAUCGUUAUCGCAACGCCUGGUCGUUUGAUUGAUGUUUUAGAAAAUAGAUAUUUGGUUUUGAAUCAGUGUACAUAUAUAGUGUUAGAUGAAGCUGAUCGUAUGAUUGAUAUGGGAUUUGAGCCAGACGUACAAAAAAUUUUAGAGUACAUGCCUGUUACUAAUUUAAAACCUGACAAUGAAGAUGCUGAAGAUGAAUCUAAAUUAUUAGCUAACUAUUAUUCAAAAAAAAAAUACAGACAAACUGUUAUGUUUACUGCUACUAUGCCCCCUGCAGUAGAGAGAUUAGCUAGAACUUAUUUACGAAGACCAGCUGUUGUAUAUAUAGGUUCUAUUGGUAAACCCGUUGAACGUACUGAACAAAUAGUUCAUAUGAUGAGUGAAAAUGACAAGCGUAAGAGACUAGUUGAAAUAUUAAGUCGCGGAGUUGAACCUCCAAUUAUAAUAUUUGUAAACCAGAAAAAAGGUGCCGAUGUUUUGGCUAAGGGCUUGGAAAAACUUGGUUAUAAUGCUUGUACCCUUCAUGGAGGAAAAGGACAAGAACAGCGUGAAUUUGCUUUGGCUAGUCUAAAGGGUGGACAAAAAGAUAUAUUAGUUGCAACUGAUGUUGUUGGACGUGGUAUCGAUAUUAAAGAUGUUUCAAUGGUAAUAAAUUAUGAUAUGGCUAAAUCUAUUGAAGAUUAUACACAUCGUAUUGGACGUACUGGCCGUGCUGGAAAAACUGGAGUAGCAAUAACAUUCUUAACAAAAGAUGAUUCACCAUUAUUCUAUGAUCUCAAGCAAGUAAUUCAGGCUAGUCCUGUGUCAAAUUGUCCUCCUGAAUUGGCUAAUCACCCUGAAGCACAGCACAAACCGGGUACAGUAAUGAUGCCCAAAAAGAGACGAGAGGAAAAAAUUUUUGCAAUGGAAAAGGUACAAAUAGAAGAAAAAACUAGAGAAGAAGUAGAGGCUGAGCGUAAAGCUAAACGAUUAGCCAAACAAGAAAGAAAAAAGUUGGCUUUAGAGAAACAAAAAAAUGAUAAAACUUCUGACAUUACUCAAAAAUCUAAAGUAACAAUUUCAGUAGACAAUGUAGAAGUAUUAAAUAAUUCUAAUAAAACUCCUAAAACAUCUAACACAGAAAAUGUGAAAAAUUCCAAAAAACAAGCACAAAAAAUUGUAACAAUAAUACCAUUAAACCUUAAAAAGAAAGAAAAUAUCGUAUCUGUUAAAACGGUUACACAAUCAGUAAUUCAUAAAGAUACCAGUGGUAUAAAAAAACCUAUUGUAGUCAAUCCACAUAAAGUCAAACUUUUUAAUCAUUUGUACAUUGAUUCAUUGUCUUUGACACCAGAAAAAUUAUUGCUAAAAAGCUCAAGUAAAAUUCACCCUGCUUUUAUAAAACUUGGUGUUCAGUUUAGAACUAAUACAAUUACUGGAUCUAAUUCUAGAUGUCUAGCUUUUCUAAAUGCUCUUAAACAAACAGUGACUGAUUUUGUAACACCUGAAUACAAACAAAUAUCUCGAGCUCUCGAGGAAUACUUGUCACCUAUUGUUGAAUAUCUCAUGGCAUGUAGACCAUUUUCUGUAUCAAUGACUAAUGCUUACAAACAUAUUAUGUGGCAUAUCAAACGACUACCUAACAAUACCACUGAAGUUAUUGCCAAGGAAAAAGUUGAAGAUAUUAUCAGUAAUUUUAUUGAAGUUCAAAUUAAAAUGGCUGGUAAAGCAAUAUGUAUAGCAGCUCAAAAUAAAAUUGCUAAUGGUGAUGUUAUACUUACUUAUGGCUUUUCAUCCCUUAUCGAGCUCAUACUUAAAGAAGCAUACUAUAAAAAAAAACAAUUUAGUGUUAUUGUAGUAGAUUCUGCUCCAUGGUAUGAAGGUCGCCAACUUUUACAUAGGCUUGUUGCUCAAAAUAUACAGUGUACAUAUGUCCUCUUAUCAGCUACUAGCUUUAUCAUGACACGAGCAACCAAAGUAUUACUUGGCGCACAUGCUCUAUUAGCUAAUGGUUAUGUCAUGGGAAGAGCAGGUAGUUCCCAAGUAGCAUUAAUAGCCAAACAUUUUAAUGUGCCUGUUUUGGUGUGCUGUGAAACAUAUAAGUUCACAGAUCGUGUACAAACUGAUUCAAUUGUGUUUAAUGAACUUGGAAAUGAGGAUGAAUUAAUGCCCAAAGAACAAUGGUUCAAUAACCGCUAUUUAACACCAUUAAGUUUAAGAUAUGAUGUCACAACUACUGAUUUAAUAACUGCAGUAGUUACUGAGAUUGCAAUUUUACCAUGUACUAGUGUUCCAGUUGUUUUAAGAGUACGGCCAAAUGAAUAUGGUGUAUGUAAUAAAAUUGAUUAACAUACAAAUAAAAAAUAAAAUUGUGAAUAUACAUGUAUACACAUUUUAUAUGAUAAUUUAUUUUUUAAGUUGCCAUUUCUGUUGUACAA